AUGUCUAGGAACAACAACAAGAAGCCUGUCGGCUUUGCUACCCACAUCACUGCUGGAGGUAUUGCUGGUGCUUGUGAAGCGCUCGCAUGUCAACCCCUCGAUACCAUCAAGGUCCGCAUGCAGCUCUCCAAGUCAGGACGAGCCCCCGGAACAAAACCUCGCGGAUUCUUCGCUACCGGUGUGCACAUUGUGAAGCGUGAAACCCCUCUGGCUUUGUACAAGGGUCUGGGAGCUGUGCUCUCUGGCAUCGUACCCAAGAUGGCCAUUCGUUUCGCCAGUUUCGAGGCUUACAAGGGUUUCUUGGCGGAUAAGGAGACCGGAAAGACGAGUGUGGGCGGGAUCUUCGUUGCUGGUCUUGGUGCUGGUAUCACCGAAGCCGUGGCUGUCGUGACGCCCAUGGAAGUCGUCAAGAUCCGAUUGCAAGCUCAACAACACUCUCUUGCUGAUCCUCUGGAGGCACCAAGAUACCGAAACGCUGCUCACGCAGUCUACACCAUCGUCCGGGAAGAGGGUUUUGCUACCCUCUACCGUGGUGUUUCUCUGACCGCUCUGCGACAAGCGACCAACCAGGGUGCCAACUUCACGGCGUACCAGGAAAUCAAAAAGUUUGCGCACAAAAUGCAGCCCGACCUCCCUGAACUCCCUUCGUACCAGCACAUGAUGAUUGGUCUUAUUUCCGGUGCCAUGGGUCCCUUCUCGAACGCACCCAUUGACACCAUCAAGACCCGUCUGCAAAAGGCCAAGGCUGAGCCGGGCCAAUCCGCUAUGCAACGCAUUGUUGCCAUUGCCAGCGACAUGUGGAGAAACGAAGGUUUCAGGUCCUUCUACAAGGGUAUCACACCUCGUGUGCUCCGUGUAGCGCCCGGCCAGGCUAUCGUCUUCGCUGUGUACGAGCGGACUGGAAGAGCACCAAUAUACUGGCCUGCUGCAAAUCCUGAAGACCUUCAUGACACGACAAUGAGAGCAACGAUAGCAAUCACCUCAACACCGCCCAAAGUUCGAACACAGUUCAACAUGGAGUCGGCGUGCAAACGAACGCUCUAUGGGAAUGAAAAGGAUAGUUGUGAACAGAAGGAUGAAUUGGGAAGGAUUCAGAAAUCAGCCCCUACUCACCAGGAAAUAUUCAACUGGACGAUGACAGCAGAGGCGAUUGCCCCGUGCCAUAUCAAGGACGUACACGAGCUGAAGGAGAGUGAAAAAGGAUCCGACUUUUUCUGGCUCGGACGAGUACCUUGUCGAAACGUUCGAAUAAUUGGUUUGGUGGUCGGUGUGACCGUCUACGAGUCUCGGAUUAUCUACGCCGUCGAUGAUGGAACUGGGGUAAUCGAUUGUAACCACAAGAUUGUGGUUCCAAAGGUGAAGAACACCGCGGGCAAGAGUGUGACAUCAUCGACGAGCUCUGCUCUGCCUGAGCUCCCCAAGCCCGUAGCAACCGUCGGGGACCUGGUAUACGCAGUCGGACGCGUUACGGUCAAAUAUGGAGAGCGACAAUUGGCUGUGAACCAGCUGGGCCGCUGCAAAUCAAUCAACGAGGAACUACAGCACUACGACGCAGUACGUAGGCUGCAUAAAGAGAAUUAUACCUUGAAGGCUCCUUUCGUCCUCCCUGAAGUCAAGAGCCAUGAUCCUAAACCUGAGACUCCUCGCCGGCCUCCACCCCAACCCGGCAACGUCCAAUUCAGCCUACCGCCUUCAAGUCCAUCUCUAUCUCUCGCAUCAAGUCCCGUUAAGCCAGACUCUGUUCCACCAUCACCUCAUAAACUUCGUCAUCCUUCUCGACUACGUUCAGCGGAUCUAACCCUCAACACUUUCCGAAUAUACCUUAAACAUUUCAUGGAUCAUGACCGGAGUCCAGCAGAUCCAACUGUCGACGACGUCGAUCCCUUCGUUGCCUCAACGCCAACAAAGCGAACACGCCAUCUCGACGAUGCAACACCUCGCGCGGGUGUUUCCUUCUCUCGCACGCCUCGACCGUCCAAAGACCCCAUAUCACUGCCCAAAGCCAGCUCAACCUCGCACAUCUCCACCCUGCAACCGUCUACUCGACCUAUCCAAGGCUAUACAAUCUCCUACCUCCGACGGGUCCCCGAGCUCGUCUUCCUCGCCAAACGCGUCUUGCGACAGGAUGCUCGUUCUAGCUUACGCAAACGAAAAGAAUCAAAGUCCCAGAUCUCGUCAAGCCAACUAGCUAUGAUGAAGCCAACUGCGGGCGACGUGAAGAGAUUGUUCAACCUCGCGAUUGGGCAGCUAUGGAGAGAAGGGAGUAUAAUCAUUUGGGCAGGGCCCAAGAAAUCGUGGAGGGAUAUCAAGAAGGAUGCCGAGACGAGUAUGCUAUGGAAGUCCAAUAUGAGCGGGGCCAGUUCGAUGGUCCCAGAUGCAUCCUCGGUAUUCGGCCAUUCCAAAUCCAGUAUCAACCUCGACCUCGAAGACGAAGGCGAACUAUCCGAUCCCGGACCCAACGAAGAAGCUUACAUUUCCCUCAAGGUAUCAUACCUCGCGGAUAGGCUAGAAGAGGCCAUACCCAAAGUCAAGGCCGCAAUUCGACGGAGAAUGAAACGGGAAGACGCUGAGGGGUACUUCGGAGCAACUCCAGAACAGCUGGCGCGGUUUAUGAAGCAGGAUGACCAGUGGACAUAUGUGAGGUUGGACAGCAUCGAGGAGGCGCUAGAGCAUUUGGAGGCAGAGUCGAGGGUAUGGCGUCCCUCGAAAGGACAAUGGGAUGUUACUUUAUGA
Molecule: messenger RNA, 2733 nt
Organism: Coprinopsis cinerea okayama7#130
Lineage: Eukaryota; Fungi; Basidiomycota; Agaricomycetes; Agaricales; Psathyrellaceae
Product: succinate:fumarate antiporter
Exons: 11
Coding region: 1-2733 (910 amino acids)
Biological process (GO): transmembrane transport; fumarate transport; succinate transport
Source: RefSeq, a predicted model, not a curated record